Sinocyclocheilus grahami is the source of this 1617-nucleotide messenger RNA. RefSeq names its product carboxy-terminal kinesin 2-like. Gene Ontology annotation, biological process: microtubule-based movement. The coding region runs from base 1 to 1617 and encodes 538 amino acids. The transcript is spliced from 14 exons. Lineage: Eukaryota; Metazoa; Chordata; Actinopteri; Cypriniformes; Cyprinidae. The record is from RefSeq and is a predicted model, not a curated record. Gene Ontology annotation, molecular function: microtubule motor activity; ATP binding; microtubule binding.
AUGCCUCCAUCCCUCUCUCGAGACGCAGCUUCAUGCAGACUUCCGGCUGGCGAGACAGGGGGAGAAGCGCGCGCGGCUCCUCCGGGCCGGGACAGUUCGGAAACUUCGUCCAAAUCCAGCACAGAUGGAGAGCAACAGCAGCCUGCGCAGAAGAAAAUGCGCAAGGUGGAUAUAGAGCCGCCUCAGAGGUUCAGAUCUGCGGCUAGUGUCGCGCCCCCAAGACGCCCUGUGGCAGUCAAAGCUCCUGCCAAACCUCUUCGUCCAACUGGAGCCGCAACAGUUGCCGUUGCCCCCGCAAGAGGUGACCAGAGAAAACCAAUUGCAGCAGUCCCUAAAGCUGCUGCAGGUUCAGGUGCGUCACGGAGGCCAGGAUGGGACCUGAAGGGCAAAGUGAGUGACAUGGAGAACAAAGUCCAGAACUACCAGGGCAAAAUCAAAUCUGCAAAUCAGGAAAAUGAAUAUCUGAAAGACUCCAUAACCAAAGCCCAAAAGCAUAAGGCUGAAAUCGAACAGGAGAACAGCGGUCUCAAAAAGCGUCUCAGGAAUUGUGAAGAGGAGCUGGUAAAGCUGGCUACUGUUAAAGAUGAUCUGGAGCAAACCUCUAAAGAGAGAGAUGGUCUUAAGAAAGACCUCAACAAGCUAGCCGAGGAGCAUAAGGUUUUGGAAGGACUCCGGGACCAUUUGGAGUCUGAGCUCCGCAAUAUACAGACUCAGCUCGCCAUUCAGACCUCUGCACUGGGCCGGUGUCAGGACAGUUUGAAGGAGAGCCAAGAACUGGCCAGGAACCUUGAGGAGACAGUGGCCCAUCAAAGAGAAGAGCUCCACCUUGGAGAAAUGGAGCGAAGGAAACUCCACAACGCCAUUCAAGAGCUCAAAGGCAACAUCCGAGUCUUUUGUAGGGUCCGCCCACUGUUGACCGGCAAUCAGUCUGAUAUUCUGCACAUCCAGCUGCCGGCCCAUGACAACAAGGCUCUUACGCUUGCCAAAAUGGAAGAGUCGCACACAGGUCGCACGGCUGACACUCAGAAGAGCUAUAACUUCAGCUUCGACCGUGUGUUUGGACCACGUGCUGUUCAGCGUGAGGUUUUCGAAGAGAUCUCCCUGCUGGUGCAGUCUGCUCUGGAUGGGUACAACGUUUGUUGCUUUGCUUAUGGCCAAACUGGCAGCGGGAAGACCUUUACUAUGGAAGGGAGCGAUCUGGAGGAAUUGUGGGGAGUCAUUCCACGUGCUGUCCAGCAAAUCUUCAAGUCUGCCAAAGCACUCCGUGAGCAAGGAUGGCAGUACACCUUCACUGCCAGCUUUGUGGAGAUCUACAAUGAGACUCUUCGAGAUCUUCUCUACACAGGAAAGCCAAACAAGAGACCGGAGCAUGAGAUCAGGAAGAUCUCCAGCAAUGAAAUCACAGUUACCAACCUGACCUACCAAAAAGUCAACAAUGAGGAUGAGGUGCACAACUUGAUCAUGUUGGCAAACCAGAACCGGUCCACAGCCCGCACAGGCAUGAACGAUCACUCUUCACGUUCUCACUCUGUGUUCCAGCUAGACAUAGAGGGGCAGAACUCUGAUCGAGACACCAAGUGCAAGUUGAUGAGCCUCAUUAUGAUGCCAAGUGGAUAA